This is a messenger RNA of Carlito syrichta (Philippine tarsier), 5863 nucleotides long. It is a transcript of the gene LAMB1, whose product is annotated as laminin subunit beta 1. NCBI's taxonomy places the organism in Eukaryota, Metazoa, Chordata, Mammalia, Primates, Tarsiidae. Gene Ontology annotation, molecular function: extracellular matrix structural constituent. Gene Ontology annotation, biological process: axon guidance. Bases 341 to 5701 code for a protein of 1786 amino acids. Gene Ontology annotation, cellular component: basement membrane. The record is from RefSeq and is a predicted model, not a curated record. The transcript is spliced from 34 exons.
GGGACCUGGGAGAACCUGAGCGCGCAGCGCCCGCGGACGCGGCCUUCAGACAAAAGAGGCCCCCCGGGGGGUGGGACCUGGCCCUCACCCCCUCGCCGCCGAGUCGCGGCCUCCCGCCGCCCGCCCCCUCAGCCCCUGCUCUCCGAGUGCGCAUGAGCAGAGGCGCCUCCCUCGGUUCCUCCCAAGGCUAAACUUUCUAAUUCCCUUCUUUGGGCUCGAGGGCUGCCAGGGGCUGGGAGAGCGCUCCAUCGCUGGAAAGGAAGACGGGAAGAAAGGGCAGGCGGCUCGGCGGGCGUCUUCUCCCUUCCUCUGCCGUGUCCCCGGGCUGCAGGGAGCGGACAUGGGGCUGCUCCAGGUGUUCGCUUUCAGUUUCUUAGCCCUGUGCGGAGCCCGAGCGCGCGCCCAAGAGCCCGAGUUUAGCUACGGCUGCGCCGAAGGCAGCUGCUACCCCGCCACGGGCGACCUUCUCAUCGGCCGAGCUCAGAGGCUUUCGGUGACCUCGACGUGCGGGCUGCACCAGCCGGAGCCCUACUGUAUCGUCAGUCACUUGCAGGAGGACAAAAAAUGCUUCAUAUGCGAUUCCCAAGAUCCUUAUCAUGAGACCCUCAAUCCUGACAGCCAUCUCAUUGAAAAUGUCGUCACUACAUUUGCUCCAAACCGCCUGAAGAUUUGGUGGCAAUCUGAAAAUGGUGUGGAAAAUGUAACUAUUCAACUGGAUUUGGAAGCGGAAUUCCAUUUUACUCAUCUCAUAAUGACUUUCAAGACAUUCCGUCCAGCUGCUAUGCUGAUAGAACGAUCGUCUGACUUUGGGAAAACCUGGGGUGUGUACAGAUACUUUGCCUAUGACUGUGAGAGCUCCUUUCCAGGCAUCUCAACUGGCCCCAUGAAAAAAGUUGAUGAUAUAAUUUGCGAUUCCCGAUAUUCUGACAUCGAACCCUCAACCGAAGGAGAGGUGAUAUUUCGUGCUUUAGAUCCUGCUUUCAAAAUAGAAGAUCCUUAUAGCCCGAGGAUACAGAAUUUAUUAAAAAUCACCAACUUGAGAAUCAGGUUUGUGAAACUGCACACUUUGGGAGAUAACCUUCUGGAUUCCAGAAUGGAAAUCAGGGAAAAGUACUAUUAUGCAGUUUAUGAUAUGGUGGUUCGAGGAAAUUGCUUUUGCUAUGGCCAUGCCAGUGAAUGUGCCCCUGUGGACGGAUUCGAUGAAGAGGUGGAAGGAAUGGUCCACGGGCACUGCAUGUGCAGGCAUAACACCAGGGGCUUGAACUGCGAGCUGUGCAUGGAUUUCUACCAUGAUUUACCUUGGAGACCAGCUGAAGGUCGAAACAGCAAUGCCUGUAAAAAGUGUAACUGCAAUGAACAUUCCAGCUCAUGCCACUUCGACAUGGCCGUUUACCUGGCCACGGGGAACAUCAGUGGAGGCGUGUGUGAUGAUUGUCAGCACAACACCAUGGGACGCAACUGUGAGCAGUGCAAACCGUUUUACUACCAGCACCCGGAGAGAGACAUCCGAGAUCCUAACCUCUGCGAACGAUGUACAUGUGACCCAGCUGGUUCUCAGAAUGAGGGGAUUUGUGAUAGUUAUACUGAUUUUUCUGCCGGUCUCAUUGCUGGUCAAUGUAGGUGUAAAUUAAACGUGGAAGGAGAACAUUGUGAUGUUUGCAAAGAAGGCUUCUAUGACUUAAGUGCUGAAGAUCCAUUUGGUUGUAAAUCUUGUGCUUGCAAUCCUCUGGGAACAAUUCCAGGCGGGAAUCCCUGUGAUUUCGAGACGGGACACUGCUACUGCAAGCGUCUGGUGAUGGGACAGCAUUGUGACCAGUGCCUGCCAGAGCACUGGGGUUUAAGCAAUGAUUUGGAUGGAUGUCGACCUUGUGACUGUGACAUUGGGGGAGCAUUGAACAAUAGUUGCUCUGCAGAGUCAGGCCAGUGCUCCUGUCGGCCUCACAUGAUCGGACGUCAAUGUAAUGACGUGGAAUCUGGCUACUACUUCACCACCUUGGAUCACUACCUGUAUGAAGCAGAAGGAGCCAACUUGGGACCUGGAGUCAGCAUAGUGGAACGACAGUAUAUCCAGGACAGGAUUCCUUCCUGGACUGGAGCUGGCUUCGUCCGAGUGCCCGAAGGGGGUUAUUUGGAGUUUUUCAUUGACAACAUACCGUAUUCCAUGGAGUACGACAUCCUCAUUCGCUAUGAACCACAGCUCCCCGACCACUGGGAAAAAGCUGUCAUCACAGUGCAGCGACCUGGAAAGAUUCCAACCAGCAGCCGAUGUGGUAAUACUGUUCCCGAUGAUGACAACCAGGUGGUGUCGUUAUCACCAGGCUCGAGAUAUGUCGUCCUUCCUCACCCAGUGUGCUUUGAGAAGGGUAUGAACUACACAGUGAGGUUGGAGCUGCCUCAGUACACCUCCUCGGAUAUCGAUGUGGAGAGCCCCUACACGCUGAUCGAUUCUCUUGUUCUCAUGCCAUACUGUAAAUCCCUGGACAUGUUCACCACAGGAGGUUCAGGAGAUGGGUUGGUCACCAACAGUGCCUGGGAAACCUUUCAGAGAUACCGAUGUCUGGAGAACAGCAGAAGCGUUGUGAAAACGCCGAUGACAGACGUUUGCAGAAACAUAAUCUUUAGCAUUUCUGCCUUGCUACACCAGAGGGGCCUGGCUUGUGAAUGCGACCCUCAGGGUUCAUUAAGUUCUGUGUGUGACCCCAAUGGAGGCCAGUGCCAGUGCCGGCCAAACGUGGUUGGAAGAACCUGCGACAGAUGUGCACCUGGAACAUUUGGCUUUGGCCCCAGUGGAUGCAAACCUUGUGAGUGCCAUCUGCAAGGAUCUGUCAAUGCCUUCUGUGAUCCUGUCACUGGACAGUGCCACUGUUUCCAGGGAGUGUACGCUCGACAGUGUGACCGGUGCUUACCUGGGCACUGGGGCUUUCCUAGUUGCCAGCCCUGCCAGUGCAAUGGCCAUGCAGAUGACUGCGACUCGGUGACAGGGGAGUGCUUGAGCUGCCAGGACUAUACCACGGGUCAUAACUGUGAGAGGUGCUUGGCUGGUUACUAUGGCGACCCCAUCAUUGGGUCUGGAGAUCACUGCCGCCCUUGCCCUUGCCCAGAUGGUCCUGACAGUGGACGCCAGUUUGCCAGGAGCUGUUAUCAAGAUCCUGUUACUUUACAGCUUGCGUGUGUUUGUGAUCCUGGAUAUACUGGCUCCAGAUGUGACGAAUGUGCCUCAGGAUUCUUUGGCAAUCCCUCGGAUGUGGGAGGGUCAUGUCAGCCUUGCCAGUGUCACCACAACAUUGACAUGACAGAUCCAGAAGCCUGUGACAAGGAGACUGGAAGGUGCCUCAAGUGCCUGUACCACACGGAGGGGAAUCAUUGCCAGCACUGCCGAUACGGGUACUAUGGUGACGCCCUCCGGCAGGAUUGUCGCAAGUGUGUCUGCAAUUACCUGGGCACCGUGCAGGACCACUGUAAUGGCUCUGACUGCCAGUGUGACAAAGCCACUGGUCAGUGCUUAUGUCUUCCUAAUGUGAUUGGGCAGAACUGUGACCGCUGUGCACCCAAUACCUGGCAGCUGGCCAGUGGCACUGGGUGUGACCCAUGCAACUGCAACACCGCUCAUUCCUUUGGACCAUCUUGUAAUGAGUUCACGGGGCAGUGCCAGUGCAUGCCUGGGUUUGGAGGCCGCACCUGCAGCGAGUGCCAGGAGCUCUUCUGGGGAGACCCCGACGUGGAGUGCCGAGCCUGUGACUGUGACCCCAGGGGCAUUGAGACGCCGCAGUGUGACCAAUCCACCGGCCAGUGUGUCUGCGUGGAGGGUGUCGAGGGUCCACGCUGUGACAAGUGCACACGAGGGUACUCGGGAGUCUUCCCUGACUGCACACCCUGCCACCAGUGCUUUGCUCUCUGGGAUGUGAUCAUUGCCGAGUUGACAAACAGGACCCACAAAUUCCUGGAGAAAGCCAAGGCCUUGAAGAUCAGUGGUGUGAUCGGGCCUUACCGGGAGACUAUGGACUUGGUGGAGAAGAAAGUGAACGAGAUAAAAGACAUCCUGGCACAGAGCCCAGCAGCAGAGCCACUGAAAAACAUUGGGAUUCUCUUUGAGGAAGCGGAGAAACUAACCAAAGAUGUUUCAGAAAAGAUGGCUCAAAUAGAAGUGAAAUUAUCUGACACAGCUUCCCAAAGCAACAGCACAGCCAAAGAACUGGAUUCUCUACAGACAGAGGCAGAAAGCUUAGACAACACUGUAAAAGAACUUGCUGAACAAUUGGAAUUUAUCAAAAACUCAGAUAUUCGGGGCGCCUUGGAUAGCAUCACCAAGUAUUUCCAGAUGUCUCUUGAGGCGGAGGAAAGGGUGAACGCCUCCACCACAGAACCCAACAGCACCGUGGAGCAGUCAGCUCUCACGAGAGACAGAGUCGAAGACUUGAUGUUGGAGCGAGAGUCUCAGUUCAGGGAAAAGCAAGAGGAACAGGCUCGCCUUCUUGAUGAACUGGCAGGCAAACUACAGAGCCUAGACCUUUCAGCUGCUGCCGAGAUGACCUGUGGAACGCCUCCAGGGGCCUCCUGUUCUGAGACUGACUGUGGCGGCCCGAACUGCAGAACCGACGAAGGACAGAAGAAGUGUGGGGGGCCUGGCUGUGGUGGUCUGGUCACGGUUGCACACAGUGCCUGGCAGAAAGCCAUGGACUUUGACCAAGAUGUCCUGAGUGCCCUGGCUGAAGUGGAACAGCUCUCCAAGAUGGUCUCUGAAGCAAAACUGAGGGCAGAUGAGGCAAAACAGAAUGCUCAGGAUGUUCUGCUGAAGACAAAUGCUACGAAGGCAAAAGUAGACAAGAGCAAUGAGGGUCUAAGAAAUCUGAUCAAGGAAAUCAGAAACUUUUUGACCCAGGACAGUGCUGAUUUGGACAGCAUUGAAGCAGUUGCUAAUGAAGUAUUGAAAAUGGAAAUGCCUAGCACCCCAGAGCAAUUACAGACCUUGACAGAAGACAUACGGGAACGAGUCGAAAGCCUUUCUCAAGUAGAGGUUAUCCUCCAGCAAAGUGCUACAGACAUUGCCAGAGCUGAGAUGUUGUUAGAAGAAGCUAAAAGAGCCAGCAAAAGUGCAACAGAUGUUAAAGUCACUGCAGAUAUGGUAAAGGAAGCUCUGGAAGAAGCAGAAAAGGCCCAGAUUGCAGCAGAGAAGGCAAUCAAACAAGCAGAUGAAGACAUCCAAGGAACCCAGAACCUCCUAACUUCGAUUGAGUCUGAAACAGCAGCUUCAGAGGAAACCUUGUUCAACGCCUCCCAGCGCAUCAGCGAGCUAGAGCGGAAUGUGGAAGAACUUAAGCGGAAGACUGCCCAGAACUCUGGAGAAGCAGAAUAUAUAGAAAAAGUAGUGUAUACUGUGAAACAAAGUACAGAAGAUGUCAAGAAGACUCUGGAUGGUGAACUUGACGAAAAGUAUAAGAAGGUAGAAAAUUUAAUUGCCAAAAAAACCGAAGAGUCAGCUGAUGCAAGAAGGAAAGCUGAAAUGCUCCAGAAUGAAGCAAAAACACUUCUAGCUCAAGCAAACAGCAAGCUGCAACUGCUCAAAGAUUUAGAAAGAAAAUAUGAGGACAAUCAAAAGUAUUUGGAAGAUAAAGCUCAAGAAUUAGUGAGACUGGAAGAAGAAGUCCGCUCACUCCUGAAGGAUAUAAGCCAGAAGGUUGCCGUUUAUAGCACAUGCUUAUAACAAAGGAGAAAAGGCUAUAAGUAUGAUACGGCUGAGGUGACCAAAGUGAAACAGCUGUAUUUUAAAAAGUGACUAAUGACUUCAAAAUAAACUCAUUACCUAUUUAAUGUUUUUAAUCACCAAAUUUUGUAUGGCGUUAAAUAAAAUACAGUGCUUUUGUAU